GUUUCUGCACUCCUUUUUGUUUGUUCCUUGGAAAUUUUCCCAUCUCUCUUCCCUCUUUUCCUUCACUACCGUUUCAACUCGAAACUCUUUCACAUCUUUCCAUCUUCCCUUGUGUAAUCAUGGAAGAUUACAGAUCUAAGUCAUAUGGGGAUGGGAGGAUGCAAAUGGAGAACUACUAUGGAGGCAGAUCCACUACUAAUGGUAUGCAAGAUCUUAGAUCUUACAGUACUUCUUAUGCCUCUUCUUCACAACAAACCCAGAUAGGCAAAGAGGUGAAGAUCAAGAAAGUCAAGAGUACUGUUGGGUCCUCAAUAGGUUGGAGCUUUAAUGAUCCUGAGUUGCAGAGGAAGAAGAGGGUUGCUAGCUACAAGGUCUAUUCUGUGGAGGGGAAAAUGAAGGGGUCCUUGAGGAAGAGCUUUAAGUGGCUCAAGGACAGAUACACCCAAGUUGUUUAUGGAUGGUGGUGAUUGUUGGUAUCUAGCUGUGUCUGUGUUUUUUUUUUAAUGCUUUUUUGGGUCGUGUAGCUUCUGUAUGCCUAAGAAUCUGAACCUGAAAAUCAUCAAAAUUCUAGAUUCAUUGGCCUUUCCAUUAAUUGUUGAUGUUUUUUUACUUCAUGAACUUUUUGGUUUGUAAAUUUGGUUACUAAAAUUUCUAUGAUUUAUGGUCAGGAAAUCUAUUAUUUAUUCCGAGUAUUACUC
Molecule: messenger RNA, 698 nt
Organism: Telopea speciosissima
Lineage: Eukaryota; Viridiplantae; Streptophyta; Magnoliopsida; Proteales; Proteaceae
Exons: 1
Coding region: 120-467 (115 amino acids)
Source: RefSeq, a predicted model, not a curated record